Pyricularia pennisetigena is the source of this 441-nucleotide messenger RNA. RefSeq lists its product as uncharacterized. The coding region runs from base 1 to 441 and encodes 146 amino acids. Lineage: Eukaryota; Fungi; Ascomycota; Sordariomycetes; Magnaporthales; Pyriculariaceae. The record is from RefSeq and is a predicted model, not a curated record. The transcript has a single exon.
AUGGUGAGAUCCUAUGUCCUCAAUAUUGAAUCAGUGCUGAUGAAGAUAAAGGCAAACGUUAUUCAAGACUUGACGUUCAAGCUCCUUGCUGCAACUUUAUCAACACACGAAAACCAUCAAGGCCAAACUUCAAGUAUCGAGCGAAACCCCGAGCAGACUUCUAGUCGUCCGUCGAGCGAAGCUCUCUGGGCGAACUUAGAGAGGCUGUAUGACCGGAGUUUUAUACAGGUGGUAGAGCUAAAAGGAGAGCUUAAAAAGAUGGAAACCGCGCUUAAACAGACGGAAAUCGCGCUUGCUGAUGCUUUGGAGACAUUGGACAAGCAGAGUAAGAUAGUAGAAGCAUACGAGACUAGAGACCGCUCUGUGCGCCUUCCAAUUGAAGCAAGUGCUUGGAAGUACUGCAAAAACUGCGCAAAGGGGUGGCUGGAGGCUCGCAAAUAA